AUGGUAAUGUUCGAAAACGUGAUUGACGAUACGGAUGUAGUACAAAGAAACAUUUUGGUGAAUGUAUGCCGAAAGAUGGACUUGCUUAUCGAGGAUCUAGCAGUUGGAACACUUCAGCGAAAUGAUAUAAACCUAGAAGAUUUGAUGAAGAAUAACUCUGCGAUGGUUGUGGUUCGUUUCGCCGCUAAUUUGUGCGUUUCACAGAAAGAUGAGCUACCUCUUUCGUCAGUUGAUCGAUUAUCGGGCAGUGAUCGACUUCAAGCGUUAAGCGCUGGUGUUGUCUCAUCUAUCGUCAUGGGUCUUUACGCUGCACAACGGUCGCAGUCCGGAAUGGUGGGUUGA
This is a messenger RNA of Anisakis simplex (herring worm), 342 nucleotides long. The record is from the annotation of a GenBank genome assembly. NCBI's taxonomy places the organism in Eukaryota, Metazoa, Nematoda, Chromadorea, Rhabditida, Anisakidae.